CUUUGACCCCGCCCCUCCACCGGUGCCGGCGCGGAAGCUCCGCGCUCCUGUCCCGCCGCCAUGGCAGCCGCGGGGCCGGUACAGCUCCUCCGGGCCGCCGCCGCCUCCUCCCGCCGCUGGCUUUUCUCCGCCUCGCCGGCAGCCGGAACAUGGCCGGGCUGCGGCAGCGCCGCUGCUGCCGUGAGGGCAGCCCGGCCGUUCAGCCUCUCUGCCCGGGCGGUGCUCAGCUCAGAAGAUAAAAUAACUGUUCAUUUUAUAAAUCGUGAUGGUGACAAACUAACAGCCAAAGGAAAACCGGGGGAUUCACUGCUGGAUGUUGUUGUUAGUAAUAAUCUAGACAUAGAUGGGUUUGGUGCAUGUGAAGGAACACUAGCCUGCUCAACUUGUCAUUUAAUCUUUGAAGACCACAUAUUUGAGAAACUAGAUGCAAUUACUGAUGAAGAGAUGGACAUGCUGGAUCUGGCAUAUGGCCUCACAGAAACAUCACGUUUAGGCUGCCAAAUCUGCUUGAAGAAAUCCAUGGAUAAUAUGACUGUUCGAGUACCAGAAGCUGUUGCAGAUGUUAGACAAUCAGUAGAUAUGAGUAAAAACUCCUAAAAGGCAAUAACUUAGGGGUUUUAAAGAAGCUUAAUUAUUUUUAUAACUUAUUUUUAAAUGUGUAAUUAAAUAUGGAAACUUACAUAAUUGUGAGUUAUUUUAUAUGACUAUCAAUAUUAGAUGGAUGCUAUUUUAAUUUUCUUUAUAGAACCUCCUAUAUUUUUACGCUUAAAAUGCAAUAAUACUUCUUAUAAGUGAUCAUUAGGUUGAGCAUUAGCAAGUGUAUUACAGGUUUCAUAUAACAUGAUUCUGCCAAAACUAACAACGUUUGCAAGCCAGAUCAGUUCUACAAGACUUCUAAAAACCCCUGGUCAUUUCUAGGUUUCAGACCUAGAUAUGUAAGAGAACAAAACUUGUAAGACUGAGUCUUUUUAAAGUGUUGUCAUUAAAGAUGGUGUACUCAGAGCUAUUUCAUGUUCUCAGUAAAUAGGAUCCUUCCUCAGCAAAUAGUGGAUUUUCAGGGUAGGGUUUUCCAAACUUUUUGUCUCGGCAAAAAUACUGUUAAAACCUUGAAAUCUAGGGGCCUAUGCAGAAUGUUGUCACCUACAUCUUAAUUGCUGCAAUGCAUCUCUGUGGCCUGAAUCAGAAAUCAGUAAACCUCAACUUCAUUAUGUUUGAUUACACUACAAAUACGGGGAUACACAGGGUUUAGAAGAGUAAAGCGCUGGAGCUGUCAAAUAGGAAGGUGUAACCACUGGAGGUAACUGUAAAUUCUUACUGUUCUUUGAAGAUGGUUGAGUUGGAAUUGAAGAGGACAGUGCUUGUCAACAGAGAAUUUGUUCUGAAUUCUUCAUCCCUUUCUCAUUUUUUAGCUUGAUCAGGAGGCAGUGUGAUGUUAACUAGGGCAUUCAGCUUAAAGAGGUUCCUGGGUUCUGGGCCUUGCUCUCAGGAUCAUUUCAGCAAGGAUUGAUGUGGAAUGACCAAGUAUAUUUAUUCUAUAAAGAUGGACUAGGUUCCCCAGGAGGCCUGAGGAGACCCCCAUGGUGAGAUUGCCUGUAAACUGAUGAUGAAGUGCUUGCAGUUUAUUCUAGUUUUAGUCUUUCCAAAGCAGAACAAAGUAAAAGAAUGUCUCUACAACUCUUCAUUAUUCUCUCCAGGUUUUGUUGCCUAAAUACUUAAAUGAAAUGGUUGUCACCAGUGCAAUAGUUAGUUUACCCUUUUAAGGUUAUUUUAAUAUUUUGGGCAUAUUUAUAUAUAAAUUUCAUUUAUUUACAUUUAAAUGAUCUAAUGCAUUCAUUAAUGCCUUAUUUGAAGUGGUGACAAUGACAUCUAGGCAUCUUUUCUGGCAUUAUUAUAUUUAUGGGAGAGAUGAAAAAUAUUUUUCCAGUGUCAAAUAUUGGGAUUAUUUUGAGCUUCAUAAGGAAGAAAAAAAAAAAAGAAAAAGGACCCUCUUUGUUAUAAAAAUAUUUUGUAGGACUGUAUUGAAAAUAGAUCUGGUACAGGUUCUUUAAUUUUCUCUCUGAAUAGCUAUUUGUUUCCUGGUGUUCCCUUUGGACUUCCCCUUAAACAAGAUAGGUUUAAUGUAUUCUGUUCAGAACUUAAUCAUAUAUGCUUUUCAGAAUACACUUCCUCUAAUUUAAUUCAAAAUGUGACUUUAGAGGUGAAAUCUCCUGGCUUUUGAAAGGCAAAGCAAAGUUGGGAAGAAGGAUGGCAAUAAGAUGAAGAAAUGCUCUAAAGAUACUGCUGUCUUCCUCUUCAUCUGCUGUGACUCUAACUGUAAUUUAGAGGAUACCCUGCCACAGUCAGGCUCAAAGGUAAAUGAGUUCUCACUUUAUGUUACCUUUGUCCUGAGUUCAUUUAUAUAAAUUUAUUAAAUAUUGACCUCUGAUCCUUUUACAUGAGACACAGCUCUUUGGCUUCCAAGAGAGGGAACAUAACUUGGGUCAUAACCAGAUGUACUGUGCAUUCUUGCAUCAGAAAGAAAUCCGAGGUUUCAGUAUAGCUGUUUAGGGAUAGAUGUUGGUGUUUGCUGGGGUUUGGGGUUUUUUGAGUUUUGCUUUGGGUUGGUUUAUUGGGUUUUUUGUUUGUCCAUUUAUGCACAGCAUGAGGCACUUUGCCUUGUGGGAAUCCUGAAACAUUUGAUGCUGCAUUAAACAAAUGUGAAACAACUCUUGUAAUAGUUUUCUUUCUAAGUCAAGGUGGUGUCAUUGUGUGUUUCCUGUGACAACUUCUUGUUACAAAGACUUUGACUCUCCUGUAGUGUGCCUGUGGAAGGAAUUACUUAGCACAACAAAGCAAAAAAGGACACUUCAAAAUUUAUUUUGAAUUCCAGAGGUAUCCCGUAUCACAUGCAAAUGGACAUCUCAGAAGGCAAAGGAACUGACAUGUAAUCCCAAAAAUGCACAGUUCAGAGAUACUUGUUUCCUUAUUGUCAAAAUGAUUUGCAAAUAAAUCUUAUUUUUGGCCACUUUCUGACAUAC
Melopsittacus undulatus (budgerigar) is the source of this 3017-nucleotide messenger RNA. RefSeq names its product ferredoxin 1 (gene FDX1). The record is from RefSeq and is a predicted model, not a curated record. Gene Ontology annotation, biological process: P450-containing electron transport chain. Gene Ontology annotation, molecular function: 2 iron, 2 sulfur cluster binding. Lineage: Eukaryota; Metazoa; Chordata; Aves; Psittaciformes; Psittaculidae. The transcript has 4 exons. The coding region runs from base 61 to 597 and encodes 178 amino acids.